Molecule: messenger RNA, 2043 nt
Organism: Phoenix dactylifera (date palm)
Lineage: Eukaryota; Viridiplantae; Streptophyta; Magnoliopsida; Arecales; Arecaceae
Molecular function (GO): zinc ion binding; nucleic acid binding
Source: RefSeq, a predicted model, not a curated record
AUGGCUUCGGAAGACACUGGUAGCUCUGUUUUUAUGGCCAUUUGUUCUUAUGGUAGUGAAGCUGUGAUUAUUUCCAUCUCAAAAGACACAAUUCUUGAUCAAAUUUUUAAGGAAAUAGUUGAAAGGUGGAGACAUUUAUCUUCUACAAUGAUAGAAGUUAAGUUUUAUAUUCCAAACAAGUCUAAAAUGCUUGUUACGCUCAUGAGCGAUAAGGAUGUUCGUAACAUGCAUGAAAUACACGUCAACUUAAAUGCCAAGGUGAUCGAGAUGGUUGUUACUCAUUCUCCAACCUUGAUCGAAGGUGCUGCUGUGGUAAUUGAGAGUGGCUCAUCGCAUUGUGCUGAAAUCAGUUCGAGAGGGAAAAAUUUUUCGAAGGGUAGCUCAAGUAAUUUUGGUCAAGUUGUUGAAGAAACAAGAGCCGCAAUUGAAGAGGAAGCAAGUAAAAAAAAUUCGUUGGAUGAUUGGAAAAAUAGUAUAGAGGGUGUUGGUCAGGAGUUCAUGAAUGUGGAAACUCUACGUGACACCAUUCGCAACUAUUGCAUUGCAAUUUGCAGGGAUUUUGUCUUCGUGAAGAACGAUCGUGAUCGAGUUACUGUAGAAUGUGUUUAUGAAGGUUGCGAAUGGCGUAUUCAUGCUUCUCGCCUUGGGAAUGGUGAAAAGUUUGCAAUUAAAAAAAUGCACUGUAACCACACAUGUGGAGGAGGAUUGCAAGUGCGGUCUCAUCUAAAGGCUUCAAAACGUUGGGUUUCCAAAAUUGUUAAAGAUCAACUUCAAGAUAUGCCGUUAUAUAAGCCGAGUGAUAUUGUAAAGGAUAUUCGACGACAAUAUGGUGUUGAAUUGCCGUAUCAUCAAGCUUGGCGUGGUAAGGAGGUGUCCAUGAUGGAUCUUUAUGGAUGUCGUCCUCUGAUUUUUAUGGAUGGCACAUUUAUAAAGCAUAAGGAUGGAGGUGUAUUGCUUGGAGCCACUUCCAAAGAUGGAAAUGAUGAUAUGUUUCCUAUAGCUUAUGGUGUUGUAGAUAUAGAAUGUGAUGAAAAUUGGGAAUGGUUUUGCCGGUUUCUGAAAGAAGCUAUUCAUAGUUGUACUGAGUAUAGUGGUCAACAGUUCACAUUUAUGACGGAUAGACAUCAGGGCAUUAUUAAAUCCGUGCCUAAGUACUUUCCUGAUUCUUACCACUCAUAUUGUAUACGUCAUGUGAAAGAAAACUUCAAGAAUCAGGUCCUUGUCCAUUAUCGUGCAGCUGAGAGAAAGAGGCUCAUUGAUUUACUAAAUGCUGCUGCCUAUACACCAAGGCUUACUGUAUUCCGAAAGCUAAUUGCAAAGCUUACAUCAGAAGCCCCUGGUGCUACCACCUUUCUCCUACAUGCAAAGCCGGAGCAUUGGGCGAAUGCUGUAUUUCCAGGUCCACGCUGGGGCAUCAUGACAUCGAAUGUGGCAGAGUCUUUUAAUAGUUGGGUCCUGGAGGCUCGUCAUCUCCCUGUGCCUCAGAUGGUUGACCAUAUAAGGAUCCAAAUAAUGCAGAUGAUGCAUCAACGGCGUAAUCGAGGAUAUAGCAUUCAAUCUCAACUUUGUCCUGAUGCGGAGAAAGUGUUGCAAAAAAAUGCGGAAGAUGGUCGGAGAUUAGCUGUAUUUACGUCCAACAUAAUGAUAUAUGAUGUAAAGGAUACCAACUACUCAUGCAAAGUUGACCUGCAUAUGUGUAGCUGCUCUUGUGGCGAGUGGCGAAUCUUCCGCAUGCCAUGUAAGCAUGCUUGUGCAUGCAUCGAGAAGGACGGCAGAUCACUAUACCAAUUCACCGACAAUUGUUUCCAAGCUGAAUUGUAUAGAGUAACAUAUGCCGAAGCAAUCAGUCCAAUUCCUGACAUGGAGAAACCCCAAAGUGCCUCUGAAGAGAUCCACAUUCUACCCCCUAUAAGAAAGACACGUCCUGGCAGGCCUAAAAAGAAGAGAAGACCUUCGCAAGUGGAGUCAGUACGUGAAAUGAGAUGUGGACGAUGCGGGAAGGUUGGGCACAAUAGAAGGACUUGUAAUGAGGUCAUCAAGUAA